Messenger RNA from Globicephala melas (long-finned pilot whale), 262 nucleotides. The record is from RefSeq and is a predicted model, not a curated record. Lineage: Eukaryota; Metazoa; Chordata; Mammalia; Artiodactyla; Delphinidae.
CAUACUUCAUGCCGCAGUCUCCGGACCCCAGCCUCCGCUUCCUCUCGCCAUGGAUCCCAACUGCUCCUGCACCGCGGGUGGAUCCUGCACGUGUGCCGGCUCCUGCAAAUGCAAAGAGUGCAAAUGCACCUCCUGCAAGAAGAGCUGCUGCUCCUGCUGCCCUCCGGGCUGUGCCAAGUGUGCCCAGGGCUGCAUCUGCAAAGGGGCCUCGGAAAAGCUGCUGUGCCUGAUGUCGCGGAGAGCCUGCCCCGGGUGUAAAUAG